ACCUCCGAGACACCUCCGAGGCACCUCCGAGACACCUCCGACACACCUCCGACACACCUCCGACACACCUCCGAGACACCUCCGAGACACCUCCGACACACCUCCGACUCUCCUCCGACACACCUCCGACACACCUCCGAGACACCUCCGACACACCUCCGAGACACCUCCGACACACCUCCGACACACCUCCGAGACACCUCCGACACACCUCCGACACACCUCCGACACACCUCCGACACACCUCCG
Molecule: messenger RNA, 249 nt
Organism: Emiliania huxleyi CCMP1516
Lineage: Eukaryota; Haptophyta; Isochrysidales; Noelaerhabdaceae
Exons: 1
Source: RefSeq, a predicted model, not a curated record